AUGGCGGUUACUACGGUGGAUAUUUUACUUGCUAAUCUUUUAUAUUUGUUUGAUUGGGAAAUGCCUGAAGGAGUGAAGAGGGGAGAUAUAGAUCUUGAUGGUCUUCCAGGACUUGUUCAACACAAGAAACAUCCUCUGUGCCUUGUUGCAAAAACUAGAAUUGCAUGUGUGUGA
This is a messenger RNA of Lathyrus sativus (Indian pea), 174 nucleotides long. The record is from the annotation of a GenBank genome assembly. NCBI's taxonomy places the organism in Eukaryota, Viridiplantae, Streptophyta, Magnoliopsida, Fabales, Fabaceae.